AGAAAAAAAAGGAAAUGAAGAAAAAGCCUUCUUUCCCGAAGGUUGGUAGUGAAGUCCAUUUGUCUAUUCAAAUUUCAAAAACUUCUUCUCUCUGAUAACAGAGCCACCGAGCUACUGCCAAGCGGACUGCCGGCUGCCGCUGCGCGAAACCUCCUUCCGGAUUCCCGAUCAUUGAAUUCUUCACCAGGUAAUACUCUCUGCACCUGCUAUUGUUGCGUGAUUCUAAUUCGAAGCUUUCUUGAGGAAAAAGGUUUCCUCUUUUUUUCUGGUCUAUUCGUCGGUUAGGUUCGUUGUCUUUUCGAACUAUUUCACUCCCCCCUUUUUUCUACGGGAUUUUGUCGUGGUUGCAUUAUUGUUUUGGUAUCUGAAACAGUGCUAUAGCUGUUGUUGUUGUUGAGGGGUUUAAUAAGCGGGGAAGUCAAUUUGCUGCUUUUCUAUCUGGUAGAGAUGAGUUCUUGGUGUUCUUUUUACCCUUUUCGGUAAGGGUUUUGCUCGCCGAAGUUUGCACGGAGCAGAAGGUGGGCGGUAUUUAAAGAGUCAUCUGUAUUGAAAUUUGACUCUGCGAUUCUGGGGUCAUGGGUUUGGGAAGGUUUUGGUAGAAUCUCUUGGGCAGGUUCUCAGCGUCUGUUUUUGUUCUUAAGCAAUUCAGUAAUUUGUUAUUUUCUGGCUGAUGCGUAUAUAGCAAAUCAUGCAAAUGUUCCCUACCGAGUUCUCGUGAUGAAUACUCAUGUAUUUGUCUUAUGUGGAGGCCUUGAAGGGAUUGAUCUCCACAUGAGGUGAUGCUUGUGCUUUUUUGGGAGUGAUUGGACCACAAAGUUAAUCAGGAAGCAUAGAAUUAUGUUGCGAGUGGUUGAACCAUCCAAUUCUAUAACUAGCCGCUGAACUUGAGCUUCCGUAUCCUGCCAUUUUGAAAAGAUUUGGCAAAUGACAGUUGCUUUUAUAUUAUAUAAUUCUAAGAAUCACAAGUGCUAAUUUUCUGGUUUUGAGAAGUGUGACUUAUUCUUUGAUGGAAGCCUCUUAUUUCAAUGUCAGCAGUCCUCUGGGAAUAAUCCCCUCUUUGUUGAUUGCUUGGUGAUAGUUAGGGGGGAAAGUUGCAACUCUUUGGAGCACCCAAAAUCAAGACGGUCUGGAGAAGUUCUGAUGGAGCAGUAUGAAUUCCUGGAGCAGAUUGGGAAAGGUUCUUUCGGUUCUGCUCUUCUUGUGAGACAUAAACAUGAGAAGAAAAAGUAUGUGCUGAAAAAAAUCAGACUUGCUCGUCAAAGUGACAGAGCCAGAAGGUCUGCACACCAAGAGAUGGAGCUCAUAUCUAAAGUGAGAAAUCCAUACAUUGUCGAGUACAAGGAUUCGUGGGUAGAGAAGGGCUGCUAUGUCUGCAUUGUUAUUGGGUUCUGUGAAGGUGGAGACAUGGCGGAAGCUAUAAAAAGGGCUAAUGGUGUUCAUUUUUCUGAAGAGAAGCUUUGCAAGUGGCUAGUUCAACUCUUGGUGGCUCUUGACUAUUUGCAUGCCAACCAUAUACUUCAUCGUGAUGUCAAAUGCUCAAAUAUAUUUUUGACAAAAGACCAAGACAUUCGUCUAGGUGACUUUGGUCUUGCUAAAAUGUUGACUUCUGAUGAUCUUGCUUCUUCUAUUGUGGGGACUCCUAGUUACAUGUGCCCUGAGCUUCUUGCUGAUAUUCCUUAUGGUUCAAAAUCCGAUAUCUGGUCACUAGGUUGCUGCAUGUAUGAAAUGUCUGCUUACAAGCCAGCAUUUAAAGCAUUGGAUAUGCAAGCUUUGAUCAACAAAAUAAACAAGUCCAUCAUUGCCCCUCUUCCAACAGUAUACUCUGGUGGAUUCCGAGGUCUUGUCAAGAGCAUGCUGCGGAAAAAUCCAGAACUCAGACCUAGUGCUGCAGAGCUGCUAAGUCAUCCUCAGCUUCAACCACAUGUGCUGAACAUUCAUCUAAAGUUGAGCAAUCCCAGAAGGAAUACUCUGCCCUUCCGCUGGUCCGAUUCCAGUUUCACAAAGAAAACUAGAUUCGUGGAAGAAGAUUCCUGUAUGAUUACUAACACAGAGAAAAGGCUAUCAUCGUACAGCAACGACAGAAGCUUGAACCCUAGCAUCUCAGAAGCAGAACCAGGCUCUACUUGUUCUUCUCAGGGAGCGUUGGAAUCCCCAAGGCGUCUGAAUCAGGAGAAGUUCAGUAUUGCCCGCGAGGACAUUGGGAUUGAUAAACAAUUCCGUACUGCUACUUCUGCUGCUGCUGCUAAAACUCCAAGAUUCGUUCCCGCCAAAAUUUCUACUCCAAGGAGGCUCUCAGCUACACCAGCAAAGAUAACUCAUACGCGUGACUCGCUUCCAGUGAUGUGCUCCCAAUCGAACACACCUUCCCACUCCACGCGGAGAGCUUCUCUUCCAUUCCCCAACAAAACCACUGCCGUCUCAAGGGAAACUCCUUACAGGUCCCAACUCCGUGCCCUCCAUGUCCUGGAAUCGCCUGAUGUAUCAGUAAACGCUCCGCGGUUAGACAAGAUUGCGGAGUUCCCGUUAGCCUCCUCCGUGGGAUCUCUCGUUGUCCCGAUUUGCGGAACCUCAUCGACCUCAGCACAAUGCUCCUCUUCCUCCGCUGUGUCAGAGAGCAACAUUGCAGAUUGCUCAAUAACGAAGGACAAGUGCAUUGUCCAGGUGGUGGCCAAAGGCGUUGUCAGUAACAAUAGCCACGAAGUCAGGCUGCCAAGUGGUUCUGAAUCCUCGUCAGGGCAGAAUUCUGCUCCGACAAGGGUCACUACUACCACAACUGGGGUUCCAAGCGAAUCAUCAGGGGAAACGAGGCAGCGGAGGUUCGACACAUCGUCGUACCAGCAGAGGGCGGAGGCGUUGGAAGGGUUGCUCGAGUUCAGUGCACGGCUGCUACAGCAGGAACGCUUUGGCGAGUUGGCGGUGCUGCUAAGGCCAUUCGGACCUGAGAAGGUUUCGCCCAGGGAAACUGCUAUUUGGUUGGCUAAGAGCUUUAAAGAGACGACGGCCGUCUAAAGGUUUAUGGGCUUUUGGAUCAGCAUCUUUUUCUUCCGGUCUUCAAUCUCGAAGGCCGUUUGAAAUGUUUUCCCGGGAUGUGAACGAUAGUUCUAGCAUUUUACAUCGUUUGGCGCGGGUAAUAGUAAUACGAAUGGCUGGGAUAUUUCUGGCAUCUCACCUUCUACUUCUAGAAUUGUUUCCAGUUCUUGUUUUCUCAAUACUCGAUCUGUGAGUGUGACUGGUAUGAGCUCUUAAGUUGUUUACGAAGAUGGUGAUGGUUUAGUUAAGUACCCCCAAUGUUGGUGAGAUCGUUGAGGCGAGCUAUUACGCUGAUGUGCAUGAACAGAUCAUCGUACUCUUUGCUUAGCAUCUCACCUCCUCGGAAAGGUGACAUCCCAAGAAGAACAUUGGCACCAAGAUGAACGGUCCAAUGUAGCACUUUCGUAUCAUGCUGUAGUGUACACUUCCAUUAUAUUGUCGGGAUGAUCUUGUCUCUUCUCCCUAAAGUAAUCUUGGCACAUGCUGUCCAGCAAGAUCGAUUUAGGUAUGUAAAAGAAAAACCAACCUUUAUGUGAGUUAUGAUGUGGUGACUAAGGGCGUGUUUAGUCAUUUUGACUAAGUCUCUUCUAGUAUUUAGAUUUACAACCACCAAUUUAAUGGUUAAAAAAUGGGAAGAGUUUUUUAAUUAGUAACAGAGAUAAUCUUGGUAUUAUGAAAAAUUACGAGCUAUACAAAUCGGACUUACAAACAAUACAAACCAUACAAACUAGAAUGUCAAAACGUACAAGCACACAUACAAACAAUACAAAACAUACGAAGUAUACAAACAAUACAAAUUAGACUGAUCAAUAAUACAAAAUAAAAAAAAACAACCGGGUUGACUUUGCAGACUCCAUCCCUAUAUAGAGGGGUUCCAUCCCAAAGUCAAGCCGGUUGUUUUUUAGACAUACAACAUUACAAACAUAAUAGACAAAAAUGACAAACUAGACCGACAAAGCAUACAAAAUGGAAAAACAGUGGGGUUAAAUUUGGAGAAUCUGUCCCUAUAUAGAGGAGUUUCGCCCAAAAGUCAACCCAGAUGUUUUUAGCCAUAGUCGUAGUUUGGAGCUCUUACGGAACCUCCAUAUAAGUAGAAAAUAUUGUACGCUUUGGGCCUCGGCCCUCACGGUUUUUGACUUGGGGUGCAAUUCAAGUUGACUUCCCAUAAGGUCACCCAUACUUGUUGUACUCCACACUGAGCACAUUUAACUAUAGAGUUCUCACAAGAACUCCUCCAUUUCACCCAAAAGCGCGUCUCUUCCGUUAAGGCUGGUUUCUUACUUAUCAACCAUGGAUCUCUCCCGUGCUUUGUCGAUGUGGGAUUCACCUAAGCUGUUACAUACCCCCCCCCCCCCCACCCCCCGGGACUAAACGCCCUCGUGAGGUUUGCCCCACAAUCGUUCAAGAGGGACGCGGAGAGGCUCUGAUACCACUUGUAACAUCUCGAACCUUUUCCCGACGAAGAUAGUGUCCGCUUUGGACCUCGACCCUCAUGGUUUUUAACUUGGGUGCAAUUCAAGGUGACUGUCAAUAACCUAUUGAUCCCAAUAACUCGAUUUGUUGGGAGAGAUUCGAACACAAGACCUCCCGGCCACAACAGGCUCUGAUACCAUGUCAAUCACAAUACGAGAAAGUAAAAAACGCAAGAAUUUAAC
Molecule: messenger RNA, 4685 nt
Organism: Linum trigynum
Lineage: Eukaryota; Viridiplantae; Streptophyta; Magnoliopsida; Malpighiales; Linaceae
Source: the annotation of a GenBank genome assembly